AAGCUCUCGACCUGGCCUUCUAAGCAACUUCAAUGAGAGUAAAACAGGAGUCCCUUGUCUGCCAUCAGCACAUAAGGCUUCAUGAAGUAUGAAUGAGCUCAAGCCACGCAGAAGGAACAUGAGUACAGCAAAGGUGACUGACGUGCCAAGAGCCGUCCAUCCUUUUUGAGUAAUACCAUGACGGGAGAGACAAAGCAUGUGUAUGUCAUCAACAGCAAAGAACCCAGCCCCAAAGACUCUGAUAGAGUCACUACCUAUGAACAGUUCCCCAAGAAUGAUGCAGUGGACAGUUCCGCUGGUGGGGUGUCGGACAGUUCUGAAAGUGUCGUCAGUGGUGGAACCGACAAGGCACCUCAGCUAAAUGGUAGCAGGGAAAAAGAGACUCACAGUCAAAGGGAGGCGGUAAUCAGACCACAACAAGCCGGGAAGAUUGACUUCAAAUCCCUCCACAACAGAUCAAAGUUUUCCAACGAUGCUGUGUGGACAAACAGUAAAGGCAGCCCUUUGUCCCCCACAGGGAAAAGUCGAGGAAAAGACAAAAGCAAAAGGUCUGGAAAGGGAGAUCGAACUCAGCACCAGCUGUACAGACUUAGUAUUACCAACUCAAGGUCUAAUCCUACCAUUGGGAUUGCUUACCCCCAGCAAAAGGUGACGCCACCUAAAAAAUUAGAAGUUAGUCGAGGACCCAUCUCGGGAAGUUAUCGUUUUCAUGUCCCAAGUCUUCCAGAGAGAGAGGCGGAGCUGCAGCAGGAAGAUCUCAACUUCAAUCGGUGUUUCCAAGAGUCCAGUCCGAGCCUUACCUCCACCAACUAUACCUCACAAAAAGCUCCAGCUUCCAGGACUCAUCAUGGCAUAAACCUACAGUCACAGAUAGGAAACACUCACGAAACAGCAAGUUCUAAUGGGCAGCUGCAUUUCUUGGAAUUUCAACCAAAUGGAAACUCUUGGGGUUCAUCUGAAAAAAACUUCUCUGGUGCCACCAACUAUGGUCAAAAACUCUGUCCAUUUCCUGAAGGCAACAAACCAGAUUCUCAUUGCUUUGGCACCAUGCCAUUGCAAUACCCUUUUCAGUCUUUGCAGGAGCCAUCUGGGAACUCUUUUUGCAACAACUCCAGUAGCCAGGACUUUUUAGAUGUUUCACUGCCAGCAAGCCAGGUGGCACAUGGUACAUUUUCAUUUCAGUCGUCUUCAAGAGAAGGACCAGAUGAUCCACAGAGCAACGGAUCGUACAGUAAUGCUUUGCCAGACAGCCGUGCAUAUGGUAUUGCUUCUCAGCAAUCUCCAUUCCUGCAUGCACCCCAGGGGGCACAGCAUCCGCCCACACCUCCAUGUUACACAGGAAGGAACGAUCCUUCCGCUGAUCACAAUGGUGCUAUUUCUUCAUCUACUGCUGUAACUUCUUCUGGUGCUAUAGAUCAAACCCAAAGCACUUUUCAUGAAAGCCAAACCCAUUUUAUUCAUGGUGAAUUAAGUUUACAUGGUAAUAACGUGCCAUCGUUACUCAAAAAAAGGCAACUGCCAGCUAAAGAUUUUGCACCCAGUCAAAGACUUCUGACUCCAGGGAACACACUACGAAGGAACAUACCACAGACGUCUCUAAACCAAGUGCACUUCCCCGUCAAGGUCUACAACAGUGUAAACCAAGGGUCUGUGCCUUUUGAUAAGAACAUUUCCAGAAUACCUCAGACUUGGGAUGCAGGAAGUAAGACUUUCCCACCCCUGGACCAAAGUUCUGUAUCAUAUGCCAGCCCAUCUGGAAAUACUUUACCCUACCAGUGCCAGGCCAAUCUUGAUCAGAGACAGGCACUAAAAAACCCCAAGAUGCCUUGGCAUCAGAUCCAUCUUACAUCUGCCAUGCCAAGCCAAAACCGGAUUGAAGUGUCAAGGCAAAUUGGGAGCCAAAAACUACCCUACCCACUAGGGAACUCUGAGUGGCCAAACACCAACUUGUCGCAGAAGAUCCCACCAAGUUAUCCCACCAAAAACCACACAACAGUUGAUGGACUUGCCUCACAGAGGUCUGAGGCAGGCAGUGGAAGCUACAGUUCAACUAAUGGCAUUUUAUAUGAUGGUGUGAAGGAAGCAAGCCUUAAAAUAUGUGACUCGAGAAAUAAGGGCAUUUUGUUUGGAUUGAGUCAACCAAUCCAGCAAACAUCAUCUUUAAGAAAUAAUUCCAGCCAAGCAGCGUCAGAUUCUCCUUGUGAGUCACCUCUGCCGUCACCUGCCACCAACCCCAUCUCUGGAAGCACAUGUUCCUCACUCUCACCCAUGUCCAGCAGCCCUGUGAAUCCAAGUUCAGAUGACAAUCAGAUACUACCGACACUUACAUCUUCACCGUAUUUCCAUCAACCAUGUCACCCCGUGGAAAGCAAAACAUUCCAUGUAGUUGAUCCAUUAAGUUCUGGAUCUCUAAUAUACCCCAAUCCAGGAUCCUUAAAGAACUGCAAUUAUUUAUCAGAUGCCUCAAAGGAGGAACCAUUUCUUAAAAACAUUCAAGAAAACCAAUACCCAAAACAAAGCACUGAAACUGAAAGAGGGUGUCUGGAUGGUUUCGAAAAUGAGCCUCCACCACCACCUCCUUACUCCUCUCACCACUUGUUGGCAAGUUCACUGAGCAGUACAAAUUUGGACCAGCUGGAUGUCAUCCUGACCUGCAAACAGUGUGAUCAGAACUACAACAAUCUGUCAUCUUUCCUUGAGCACCGACAGUAUUGUAGCUUAAAUUCUACUCUUCAGGAUUCCACACAAGGCGCAGAAGUCAAGAAACAAACUAUAGACGCCAUCAAGUCAUCUCACUUGAUAUCUGGGUUACCCUUGGCCAAAGGACAGGCAGAAGUUCACCCCCACCUGGUCGGUUUCAAUAAAGUAAUCGACUAUCUCCUUGAUAGCGAAGUCAAGGGAGAUCCCAAAGAUGAUCCUGCAAAAGCUAAUAUUUUCCACAGCUUAAUAUCAAAUUCCUUGCCUUUGACAGCGUGUGACACGCUAGAAAUGGAUGAUGCCAAACUUGACAGUUUAAUCACGGAAGCAUUAAAUGGUCUGGAGUUUCAAGUGGACAACCCAGAGAUAGACAGUAGCUUUAUUGAUGUUUUUGUCGACGAUGAGCUGUCUGCAUCUAAAGGUAUUGCUACCGGCCAGCCUUACAAGGUGAAGGAUUCCGCAGAAACCAAAAAAGGACCAAGUAUUGUGGAGGAAAAACAAACUUGUCAUAAUUUGUUCUCGCAUAUAUAUGAGGAAAAUAACAAGCCUGAACCUCCUUUAAGCAACAGAUAUACAACAAAACAGAAUGAACAUAAAAAUGCCGAAAUUGGAACUGUGUGUCCAUACACUCUGGAAACUGAGAAAAACAAUACAAAGGAUGUCCCACCACAAAUGAUAUCAGAUAAUUGUGACCUGCUAAAAAAUGUUGACAAUGAAAAUUGUACCAAAUUAGAUGAGAAAAGGAAUAUUGACAAAAGUCUAAGUAAUGCUGAAUUUUAUGAAGAGAAAGAUACCAAGGUGUCUCUUGAAGGGAGAAGAGCAAAAGCAGAUCCGAUCGAGUCUCUCGCCACAUUAAACCAGAAGCCACGUAGGCCUGGCAUGAAGGAUGCCAAGAGGAAAAAAUCACAUAAUGGGACAUGGAGUAAGGAGCUAAUCCAUAAAAUUGUGCAACAGAAAAAUAAACUUCAUAAAUUACACGUAAAGAGCAACAAAAAUGUUCAGUUUUCAUUGGUGACAGAAAGACUUUUCCCUCCAGCUAAAGGCCACACCUUUGGGGAAUAUGACUACAUUUCAGAUUCAGGGGAUGAAGCAGAUAUACAUGGCAAAAACCAGCUCAAUGGCAGACUGAAGUACAGUUUUAAUCGGGAUCACCCAACGAGGGGUGGAAGGACGAGAGAGAAGGAAUGGAGAAUGGGAGAAGCCACAAGGUUCCAGUUGCAAAGUAAAGACUUGAGAACCACAAAAAAAGAAACCUCAGGCAGGAUUAGAAGAAGAAGCAGCCAGUCUUCAACCAGCAGCGACCAGAGUACAAGUAUCUCAAGCGAAACUUGGUCAAGCCCCAAAAGUAUUGAACGGACUGAUUCUGAAAAUGAACCGGAGACUGUUGUGAGGCAUAAAAGCCUGACCUCGUCCAAUCAAAAUGUAACAGUGGAGCGAAAUCUCGUAAGACCGCUCUACAAAGAAAAUGUUUCCGAAGCUUUCUUUCACCAAGCGGAACUUUCCAAAACAACCAAGAGAUUUGGGUCUGCUAGGUUCCUACUUGCAAGCUCAAAGGUAUACCCAUCCAAGUUAAACAAUUCAACACAUUUUAUGGAUAGUGAAAAACUACAGCAACAAAACGAGAAGGCUUACCUCCAGGAAGAAAACUGCAUAAAAAGUGCAGAUGGACAGUUUUUCGAUGGAGCACAUGAUGAGCAUCAAACGAUAAACAUGCACCACAAGGAAAUAUUAGCCAGCAACUUAUCGCAUGACAAUUAUCCACCUGAUCUGUUACAUGGUGUAGACAAUGUGGCACAGCCAUUUUCUUCUUUCCGCGCGGAUACAAUAGACUUUCAGACAAAGCAGGUCGAUGUCUCGCCUUCUGUUCCUCCAGAACUUAACUCUGAAGUCAGCGGAAGUUACUCUGAUUCUAACGGCUUAAAGGAAGGAAUUUGUAAGGAUCCUAAAGAGUUUCCGAUGCCUGUUUCGUGUUACAGUGGUAAAUCGGCAGACGCCAUCUUCCCUGUGAAAAGUCACGAGGCCUACACCAGCGAAAAUCACUCAUUUCCAGAAACCAAAAACCUGCCGGAUCUGUACAGUAAUAGCCCUUUUCUGAAAAACAGAACCAUGGAUUCCUCUGAAAUCGGACAGCUAUAUCUCAGUGAAACGAACCCCAGCAACAGUAGUAAUUCUUUUGAAGGUAAAUGUUCAGAAUUGCCAACUUACCAUAUAAAUGACGACGAUAAUAAAGUGUCAUCGCCCCUUUCCUUUGACUCUUCAUCCAUAUUCACCGAGCUGCCAAUUUCAGACUUUGAGGCGCCUUUGUUCAGCAAUAUUCCAGCUCCAAAAGACAAUUACAUGCCUUAUACAUGUUCCAGUGAUCCAGCAACUGAGUCACCCCACUUUGAGCAACAGUAUCCACAGUUUUUGCGAGGAAAGAGCUGGGGCAUCAUAGAAGACGGUCAACCUAUGUCAUCCAACAACAUCACCCCAUUUCAAGUGAUGGAAAAUCAAGCUUCAGGGAAGUACGGAGAACAGAUGUCCGCAUCAUCUGGACAAAUGCCCAUGACAUUGUCAGAAUCCGUGUCCGAUUACAAUGCUCAAUACAUAAACAACAUCUCAGAGGAUGAGCUAGAAAUCAAAAGGCUUGUAACAGAGCUAGAAAAUCAGCUUCAAACAAACAAAAUGCAGAACAAUGUUUCUUCACCGGAAUGCUCCAAAACUCACGUUAAUAGCGAACUCGCUGACGCGGCCGUCCACUUUUCACACUCAGCAGUAAACGCCCUCGAAAGCAACACCAAGAACGUAUAUUACAAAGAAAAUCUUGAUCAUCUAAGUGGUUUGAAUCACACAGUUAAUAUCGAUACAACCAUCGAGGAAUGCCACGCUGUUGGGAAAGUUGACAGUAAUUGUGGCAGCCUCAAAAGAAACUGGACUUGCCCGGUUCAGUUUGACACCUUUAGUUCCAGUAUCCAGUGCCACAAACCACAAACAAGUCCUCAAUCAGCAUUUAGUCCUACUGAGCCAAGUGACCAGCACCAAGAAGGGGUAAAGGAUCUGCAGUCAUUACAAGAGAUAAAUCCUAUACAUAGCGGCCACCAAUCGCCGACUGAUGCUUGCCUGCAUGAUGUCGGAAACCAACCUGAAUGUCAAACAUUCUCUGGAGAUGACCCAGUCACAGAAGCACUGACAGCUGGGACUCUGCUUUCUAAUAGUGAAAAGAAUAUAGAGUUUGGUGAAAACACCAGUGAGCCCAAAGACCCUAAACACCUAUUUCUUAAAAAAGAACAGCUAGAGGAACGGUUUGACGAGCCACCUGAGCUGGAGCCAUUUCAGAGUGUUCCAGAGAUAAAUUCACAACUCGAUUUGCAGGACGGUGGGGUUUCAGUAUUAAAUAUGAGCACCCCGUCCGUGAAAAAUGAGAAUUCACAUGAAAGGGAGUUAUGUGAACCAGGACUCCAUGCUGAAAUGGCAAGCUGUCUGCCAGCAGUAGAGUACAUUGAAAAUAGUUCAACUACGGAUGGGAAAGAAGUACCUACAGACAGUCUGGGACUCCAAAAGAACCUUGACAUGCCUGUCUUGGAGAAAGAAGAAGGCACUGUUGCUGAGAAAUCCCCAGUUGCUCAAGAAUCAUCAGACAAUCCACUCCAACAGCUACAAUUAUUUGUGGCAAGGACAGCCAAAAAUAACGAGGAAGAAAUGCUCAUGCCAUGCUUUCCAAUGUCGUUAGCAGGAUCAUCUCAUCUAGAAUUAGAAAGUGACUCUUCAAAGGAGACGUUGGACAAAAGCAUAGGCUUGAUCGAGUUUGAAAGAACAACAAAUCUUCCAGAAACAAACAUGAAUUCGGCAAAUAUUAAACAAUUGGAUGCAGAAGGGAACAAUGAAUUUAGUUCUACUGUGAUUUUUGAAUCCUUUACCAACGGGACAGAAAAUAACAUUGCACUUGACACAGAAAAUGAAUGUAUGGGAACGGCUGUAAAAAAUAUUGAUACAAGCAGACAAGCACAAGAUGGGCAGCUGCUUCACAACAAAGAUACCGAGACUCCAUUUCAACAGCGAGUGAAAUUGGAUGACCUGGUAAAGGAUCUUGAUGAGAAGGAGGAGAACAAGGCAGCUAAACAUAAAAUAAGCCAAACAUUUGAAGCUUUUAGCAUAAUUUCAAAGAAUAACCUUACCGUACCUGAUGCGAUGGAAAUCAACUCAACGGAUAUGUCGAAUGGAUAUCAGCUUCAAGGUGCCCUAACCCUUCAAGUUUCCCAAGUUCAGGAUGAUGAUGCCUCUGGUUUUAGAAGGUCAGAGAAUCAAAAAGAGGGUAUUAAUGUAUUUCAAGAAAAAGAUCACCUGUGCACAGAGGUAGUUCCAUUGAGCAAAGAGAAUUCAGACGCCUCCGCAUAUUCCAAGGAAUCAUCCACACACUUUUCUAUGCACUUCAGCCAUCAGAAAGCUUUGGCCGAAACCAACAUCAACUAUGAAACACAGUUUCAAGAUGUGAUCAGUCCUACAAAUCAUUCGCCAUUAGACUUUGAUCUGUUGGCACAUCUUCCAUUAAAGCAGUCUAUCCCAAAACAAAAUAUAUUGUGUCCUGGAGAAGAAGUCACAGACGGCCAACAGUCUCAAGAAAAAAUGAAUGACACCAAAGACCAAUCAGAAAAACAUUCAAUGGACAGAGCAGAAAUGUUGCUUUACCUUGGAAAGGAUAGAUGUAUGACGUCCUUUGAGGUGUGCCCAAAGCCUUCAACAAAAAUCGAUGGUCUGAAGUUGCCAAAGGCUGAUGGGACUUUGUCCCCGUGUGUCUGCUCUGAACUGGAAUGUCCUCAUUACAAACAGCAGACUGGUUCCGUAGCAGAUAUCCUCCUUCAGGGUCAACCAAUGCCCAGUGGUGAUGAUUACCUAGUUUAUACGACAUCACAGAGCCAGAAUUAUUCAACUUUGAACACUGAACUUUUCACAGAAGCUAUGCAAAAUAUUACAGAGCAGCCACUGUGUUGUGAGAAAGAUGAAAGUUUAUGGGUCAACCAAGAUAAAUGUGUCCAUGCAAACCAUCCAUUCCCCAGUGAGGAUAGGUCUAACGCCGCCCUGGUUUGUGACCUGAUGGACAUUACUGAGGGAGGUUUGGCUGAACUGAACAGCCAUCAGACUUUAGCGGCUACAGAGGAAGGAACUGCUCAAGUUUCCAAAAACAGCCUGAUUGAUGAAAAACGCAAUGGUCUUAGUGACCCCGAGAGAAAAUGCACCAAUGACAUGGACUCUGUUAUUGACGGAGUACUCCGCAUUCUAGAUGGUGACAAGAGCAAAGAAAUACUGGAACGGAUUGGUAUUCCUGCCAGAAACAGUCCUGUAAAAGAAAAGAAGGCCAUUGAAUCGCUAACAUGCGAUAUCUGUUUAGUGUCGUUCAGGUCCAAGCCAGGCCUGACAAGACACAAAGCUGCAAAGCAUAGCCUGAGAAAUGAUGGAAAUGCGAUAUCACACAAAGCAGGCGCAUUAAAUGAGAAUGUAAAAAUCCCUGAACGCUCUGAUUCUAAUUCCCAAAAUGCAACCACAGGGCACCUAACGCAAGGAAGUAAAAUCCUGCCCCCAUAUUUUAUGUCUGACGAAGAACAGAGAUCUCAGUCAACAAAAUCCAAAGGAGAAAAAAAGAGUAAAGGGCAGGUGGAUGACACGAGUGGCAUGGAGGUCACUUGUGAAAAGAAACCGAGUGGUAACGGCAAAAAAAGGAAGUCGAAGGCCGUGCCAAACAAAAAUACAGAUUCUCAAGUUCCCUCUGAUGAUAUUUUAAAUAUCCUCAAAACCAAUAUAUUGAAGGCAAUUGGUCAGUCGAAUACCUUUCCAGCUUCAGAAGAAAAGGUUACAUGGACACAAGCUACAGAUAACGACAAAAUGUUGGCAGAAGCGAACCGAAAGGACGUUUCUCCUCAAAAAUACUUAGCAGAAGAUGAAUCUGUGGUAAACAGCAUUUUGGAUAUGGAGAUCAACAGAGAACCAACGUGGGUAAAAGGUUUCAAAAGCCAAGCUGAGCACAAAGUAAACAAUGUUUGUGAAAUAGAGUCUGCAUUGCCGUCAAAAGAAGAAACCCCAAUGAAUGAAGAGGCUUCAAAAAAUAUUGUAGGUGGACGCGUGCCUGUAACAGAAUCAGCGUACGGUCAAGAAGAUCUUCCAGUGUCUAAUGUUCAGAAAGAUGUGGUACCCGAUCUCCAUAGCUUGUUUGAUGAUGACAACACAUUUUCCCAGCUGUUUCCAAGAGACGAUAGUUUUAUUAGGAGGAAAUGCACACGCGUUUAUGGCAAAAGGGCUAAAAGACAAACACCGCCAUUUGAAACGGACUUUAAAAAUAUAGAUCUCAUUGAACCGGAGCGGUCUUCCCAAAUAAAAGAUUUUCCACCUGGAUUUGGAAACCUUUCGGUUGAUUCUGCUUUGAUGGGCUGUGGUUUGUCUCUAAUAGAACCUGACUCGCAGUAUGGUCAGAUUAGUGCCGGGAAGGAAAUGAUUGCCGUCGAUAACAAAAUCAUACCAUUUGUACAACAAAACCAGGGGUUGGAAAAUGUUAGUGCUCCAAUGUUGAUGGGUGAACACCAAGGGCAAAAAGAUUUAGAUGUUUCCUUUGAAGAUGUCCUUUUCAAGUCACCUGAAGAAUCGCAAGAUUCCAUUGUAGAUCUGAAUUCAACGAUACCAGAUUCAGAGUUAGAUGAGGUGUACGACUGCAAAAUAAGCGAAGGCGCAAGUCUCCCCGAGUUUCCUACAAUUGACAUGAAAAUGCUUAGUGCUAAAUUCGAUAUGAGGGAACUGUCUUUUUUCAGCGCUUGUGGAGAUGACUCUGACCAGUCGGACGUGGAUGGAACAGAUAUCCCACACAAGCCAGAUCACCAUAAAGGACAGAGCAAAAAUAAACCGGACGGCAAAAGGCAGGUGCGAAAUCGCAGCAAUGUGAAUAUCAAAACAAAGGAGAAGCAGUACAAAUGCAAAGUGUGCUUCCAGUGGUUCCUCACGCUGGGUGAACUGGAUUUCCAUAAACUUACUCACAACCCUUCGCCUCCACCUACCUGCUACAUGUGUGUUCAGCGCAAGUUUAGUUCUCGAGAGCAGCUGCGUGAUCAUCUGAAAGACAAGCAUGCAAAAAACAAAGCCGGCCUGUGGAUAUGUGGAAUGUGCUUAAAAGAAAUCUCUGACGUCUGGAUGUACAAUGAGCACUUACGAGAGCACGCCACACAGUUUGCCCGGAAAGGGCAGGCCCAGAAAACCGUGAUGGGCAUCCCGGGCUGUUUUGCUGAAGACACCAUGGUGAGAACAUUUCUUAGCACCUUCAUCUAUAGAACCCCCGGCAGGUCCUCAAAAACCUCGGAAUCCGAGGACAAAAGCCCAGCGGCUAUAAAACAAGCUCAAAAAGACCACAAGGACGACGUAAGUGAGAAAGAAGCAGAGCACAGCACCCUCUGCACACCAAAGAGCUCUGUUCAUGCCAAACUGUCUGUCGGCCCCUCUUUGGAAAAUACACAAAAGAAUGACCUUGUGCACAAAAAUCCAGCAAUCCAUCCCCAUUGCAAAGAUCCAUCCAGGGAUUGUCACCACUGUGGAAAACAAUUCCCAAAGCCCUUCAAGUUACAAAGGCACCUGGUGGUUCACAGUCUCCAGAAAAUCUUUUUAUGUCACAAGUGUCCCAAAUCUUACCAAGAAGUUCAUGAACUAAGGAGCCACCUUAACAACGACCAUCAGUUGUCCGAGGAUACCGAAAUAAAACACACCACGCUUUAUGCGUGUGAACUGUGUGCAGAUGUCAUGCAUGUUAUUAAGAAGUCUUUCAUCUGUAGCACGUGCAACUAUACAUUCUCCAAGAAGGAACAGUACGACAGACACAUGGAGAAGCAUCUGAUUGGGGGGAGCAUGACUUUUAAAUUUCGAGGUGUCAUGAGGCCGGGUGUCGGGAAAGAAGCUAAAGAUAAAGCAAAAGGGUCCUCGCCAAAUGAGAGCAUGCCUCCAUGCAAAAAACAAAAACGCUUCCAUUAUUCUGAACCUGACAUAGCUGACACAGACCUUAAAGACAGCAGCGAGCAGUCUCGUUGUGUGACCCCAGUGCUCUUACACGCAAUAGCCUUGGAUAAAGAACUGAAAGACAAUGCAGAAAACGCACAUGAAAUAACCGUAAAGACAGAAUAUAUGGCCACAGACAAUGCAGAUCUCCAGGAUAGUAACGAGAAUAGUCUGGAGAUGCCAACGGAUUCAUGUCCCGCAUCACCUCUACUUAAUGAGAUGCCAGAAGAAGAUGAGGAUGGUGAAAAGCUGUCCGCUCGUGAGAAGAUGAACGUGUCAGAUGUUGAAGCCUCUUCUGCUCAAACAGAGAAAGAGACAACGUUUAUCAUUGAAGAUUCUGAAGUUUCCAAAGAAACGGAACCACCGGUUUUAUACCCAACAUACCAGGACAGUAUUGAAGCCACGCAUAAAACAUCACCCCAGGAAGCUGAAAUCUCUGAAAUUGGAAUUUCAUCUCCAUUGGUGGGUUCAGAUGACGUUCUCUGCCACCUGCUGUCCCAUGAGCAGGAAGAAGUGUUUGCAUCCAACAAAGACGUGUCUUCCACCGAGGACUCUCUUACAGACUCAUGCUGCUCUCGAAAUGAAACUGUGGGUCCGGAAAAAGAGGAUGCACUGAAAUCACUUCCAUUAGAUGGAUCGGAUAUACAUCUAGCACUGUGUAAAGCAAAGCCAGACUCUCCUGAUGUAAGUGUUUCCCUCAGAGACUCAAGAGGUCAAAGAAAGAACAAGUUAGCCAACCAGGUAAACAGCAGGACCACAACGGGAGGUGAGGAUGGAGUGAAAUCCUAUACACCAAAGCCGAAGGUUGUAUCUGAGACGUGUUCUGUAACAAAGGAUAGUGGUUCGUGCACUUUGAAGGAGACAGUUGAAAGCCACCACAAGCUCUCCAAAAAAGAACCCAUUGUGUGCCUUUCAAAGCAAAAUGAUGUGGAAUCCAUUAAGUCAGCUGACAGAGCUUCAGCGACACUACCCUCCAAGCUGCACCCCAAGAAGCGUAAAGAGCACAAGGCAUCAGCUCACAAAGGGUGCUCAGCUUCCCGGGAGAACAUGGCUGGAGAGGUAAAGAAAAAAAAGAUCAAUUUAGUGGGGAGUGGGAAGAAUGAGGCAUCUGGUAGCGUGAAGAAAACAGAAUGGAUGAGCCCACAGUCAGAAAGCAAAGAGGAGGCACCUUGUGGCCGGCUGUCCCACAAGCCUCACACGGGGGGGAUCAGCGGACAAAUGAAAAAAAACCUGUUUGACUCACACAACCAGAAGAAAGUCAGCGCUCGACCCAGUAACGGAGAAUACAAGUGCAAAAAGGUGUUCCAGACUAAAACCCUACAGCCAUUCACGCCUAAAAGCUCUGCCCUUUCUCUGAACAGCUCUUCGCAAAAGCGCAAACUGGGACAAAGCACGAGAGUCACUGAGCCGUCGAGUUACAGGACCGCCGAAUCACAGAACAAUUUGCUAAGUCAGCUUUUUGGGCAAAGACUGACAAGCUUUAAAAUCCCUCUAAGGAGGGAUGUUACAGAAUGAUACCGGACCAUUUCACUUCUUCCCUGUGACGGAAGCAAGGAACGCAAUAGAAGAAGAAAGAAAA
This is a messenger RNA of Spea bombifrons (plains spadefoot toad), 12277 nucleotides long. RefSeq names its product zinc finger protein 469 (gene ZNF469). NCBI's taxonomy places the organism in Eukaryota, Metazoa, Chordata, Amphibia, Anura, Pelobatidae. The transcript has a single exon. The record is from RefSeq and is a predicted model, not a curated record. The coding region runs from base 178 to 12213 and encodes 4011 amino acids.